Miscanthus lutarioriparius is the source of this 555-nucleotide messenger RNA. NCBI's taxonomy places the organism in Eukaryota, Viridiplantae, Streptophyta, Magnoliopsida, Poales, Poaceae. The record is from the annotation of a GenBank genome assembly.
AUGGGGUUCUGGGAGGCUUUUCUCAACUGGCUCCGCAGCCUCUUCUUCAAGCAAGAGAUGGAGCUUUCCUUGAUAGGGCUCCAAAAUGCUGGGAAAACAUCACUUGUGAACAUCAUUGCUACUGGAGGCUUUAGUGAGGAUAUGAUCCCUACUGUAGGAUUCAAUAUGAGAAAGGUUACCAAAGGAAAUGUGACGAUAAAAUUGUGGGAUCUUGGAGGCCAACCAAGAUUCCGGAGCAUGUGGGAGAGAUACUGCCGUGCGGUUUCUGCAAUUGUGUAUGUUGUUGACGCGGCAGAUCGAGAAAACAUGGCCAUUGCAAAAGGGGAGCUCCAUGACCUCUUGAGCAAGCCAUCUUUGACCGGGAUCCCAUUAUUAGUCAUUGGCAAUAAAAUUGACAAGCCUGAAGCUUUCCCUAAGCAAACCUUCACAGAACUAAUGGGCCUAAAGACAAUCACUGACCGAGAAGUGGCAUGCUUCAUGAUAUCAUGCAAGAACUCGACCAACAUUGAUUCUGUCAUUGACUGGCUGGUGAAGCACUCGAAAAAGAAGAAUUGA